AUGGCUUCAUACGACCCCUAUGACGCACCUCCCAGGGAGCGCACAACCAAGCGCUACUACCGGGAGGAGCGCCGCGAGGAACGCGAUCCUCGAUACUACGAGUCGCGCGAGACGCUCCAUGUCCAGCCGUCGCGCGAUCUUGUUCCCAGAGCCCGUGAGGAUAGCGACCUCUCGGUUGAGGAGAUCCGCCGCGACUUUCCGCCGCCGGGCUACUCGAGCAGAGAUCUCCGCCGCGCCCGGUCAGCCGAACCCGGAUACUACGAUGAGUACGACGACCGCCGCUCUUACUAUAGCAGGGACCGGAAUUAUGAUGACCUCGACCGCAAGUCUCGCAAGAAGACCGAUGUCGUCUACGAGGAAGAGCGCAAGAAGGCCCGCGUCCUCUCUAAGCAGGAGCAGAUCAUCGCCGCCGUGACUGGAGCUGCCCUCGCCAUUGGUGGGAAGGAACUCUACGACCGCCGCGACGCCAAUCAGCACGGCACCGAGGUCCAGCGGAACAUUUUGGCUUCGGCAGCCCUCGGCGCCGCCGGCGCCCUUGCCGGAUACCAAGGAACCGAGUUCUACAACAAGCACAAGGAGAAGGAGGAGAGGAAGGCCCUCGCCCACCGAUCCGGCUACUACUCGGACGACGAGGAGAGCGCCAAAGAAAAGAAGGGCCACAAGAACUUCUUGGAGAGUGCACUUGCCGCCGCCGGUCUAGGAGGUGCCGUCAAGGCUCUAACAGGCAAAGACGACAAAUCGGACACUAGGAGCCGCCGCGGCAGCCGUUCCCGUUCCAGAUCCCGUUCCACCUCACGCUCUCGAGGCAGGGACAAGAGCAGAGACGGCAAGAGCGAAGGAGCCAGUAAAGUCCAGAAGGCCGCCAUGGCCUCGCUCAUUGCCGGUGCCACGGAGGCAUUCCGUAUCUCGAAGCAGCCAGGCUCGUGGAAGGGUGAGAAGGCUAAGCGCAUUCUCACCGCCGCCGCCGGCGCUGCCACCCUUGAUGCGGCUCAGGACACCGAAAAGGCUGGCAGCAAGCUUGGCCUGACCGAGGCUGUUGUCGGUGGUCUGCUUGGUAACCGUGUCAUCAACGGUUCCAAGAAGAACAUUGAAAUGGACGAGAAGACCGGCCGCUCCCGGUCUCGUUCUCGUGCUCGCUCAAAGGAUGGGAGCGGUGGAGGCGGCGGCGUGAGCGGACUUGCCGCUCUUGCCACCGCUGGCCUGGGCGCUUUUGGCGCAAAGAAGAUCAUGGACAACCGCGAGCGGUCUAGAUCCCGGCGCCGGAGCGUAGACUCCCGUGACGACUCCCCCGACCGCCGCCACCGCAGCCGCAGCCGAAGCGUGGUGGACUCUGCCCGCCGUCGUCUGGCCAGGGUGGGCAUCGGCAACGGCCCUGAUGAUGAUGACCGAGAUCGCCGUGACCGCAGCCGCAGCCGCGACCGGAGACGCGAUCAGGACGAUUAUGAAGAUACCGGUCGUUCCCGCCGACACCGUGACAGCUACGACGACUAUGAUAGGGACCGACGGAGGCAUUCCUACGACGAUGACCGCUCGCACCGCGGUGGAGGACACGACCGCCCCCGUCACAGACGCGGUUCGGUGUCGUCGGAUGACUUGGGCGAUUCGGACGAUGACAGGAAGCGAGGCAAGAAACUAAGAGGCAAGAUAAGUGAGGAACAGGCCGAAAAGCUCAAAAACAAGGCCAUCCUCCAGGACGCCGCUGCCGUCGGUAUCGCGGCGCUUGGGAUCAAGGGCGCCAUCUCGGAGGUGAAGGAAGCAAACGAGCUGAGGCACGAGAUGCAUCAAUGGAAGCUCGAGAAGCAAGAGAGACACCAACGGCGCGUUGAGCGACAAAGACGCUUGGCAAACGGUGGUCUCGUUGAUCACGGUGGUGGUACCGGCCAGCUCGUCAGACGCAGGGCUGACUCUUGGGAUUCGGUAGCUCCACCAGGGGCCAGCCGCUACGACGAUGGGCCCCGUUAUGUUGAUGGGAAUCCGUACGGCGCCAUGCCUCCCGGCCCGUCCGACAGGAGGUAG
This is a messenger RNA of Chaetomium globosum CBS 148.51, 2016 nucleotides long. RefSeq lists its product as uncharacterized. The coding region runs from base 1 to 2016 and encodes 671 amino acids. The transcript is spliced from 2 exons. The record is from RefSeq and is a predicted model, not a curated record. NCBI's taxonomy places the organism in Eukaryota, Fungi, Ascomycota, Sordariomycetes, Sordariales, Chaetomiaceae.